Molecule: messenger RNA, 1122 nt
Organism: Laccaria bicolor S238N-H82
Lineage: Eukaryota; Fungi; Basidiomycota; Agaricomycetes; Agaricales; Hydnangiaceae
Exons: 7
Coding region: 1-1122 (373 amino acids)
Source: RefSeq, a predicted model, not a curated record
AUGGCCACCAUCCCUUCGCGUUUGAAACCACUACCUGCGCUGCCAAGAGGUACGACAAAGCAGGCUCCUGUGCAAUUUUUUCAUGGCAUGACCGAAGUCCCAGAGAACGAUCAGCCAGUCUUAGAAAAUGAUCAUCCCGCCAACGAUCCCACUAAGAUUGUGCGGGAUAUAAAACAGCGCAGGAGUAAUGCUGGACAUAUUGAUCCGGAGUCGUUACAUCUUGGGGCGGUUGAAUCCAAUUUGUUUUCGCCUGAUGUGCGGCACGUUGAGCUGCCUCCUGAUACAAUCCAAGAAACACCUUCCUCUCCCCGCAUUACCCACCAGGAAGCCACCGUCUCCAGUAUCGGCAUACCGCGCGUCGAACCAGUAACCUACACGACAUUCGCCCAUUCCAGUCGUUCCUCGCCCCCCCUCACUCUGUCCGACGGGUCGUCGUCGUUUGAGGACGAAGAUGAUAUCGUGAGGGAGGAUGAUGACAGGUUAUCGUCGAGAGACGAGCAUAUUGCGGAGAUCCAUAAUGAGAAGGUAUAUCGGCAUCUGUUGAAACAUCACUAUCAUUCUUCGCUCAUAAUACCCCUGUGGAACCCAUGCCCCAUCGACCUCGGCGCAGUAGGAUACCUCCGUGAAGGCCGAUUCAUCACACUCUUCAACGCCUUCCGCCCAAAAGAUUCGAACGACGGCAGGGAGUCGAGGGGUUCCAAAGUGAGACGGAAAUAUACCUAUCCUCUACAAGCCGGUCAUGGGAUCGCGGUUAUGUGCGUCGAGACGACGGAGUAUCGGUACCUUGAACCGCUGGAAGCGCUGAGCAACUGGUUCCAGGCGAAUGUAACUUCCAUUAUAAUCAGUUAUGGGACGCAGCAUACUAUACAAAAGGAAGAUCUUUUCCUUGUCAUCGGAACGCUCUGCGCGCCAAAUCACGCCUUGUUCGUUAGCCACAGUCACCCAGACGGACAGGCCUACUUCAGCGUCUACUCCUCACCUAAAAUCGGUCAGCCAUGGGGAAUAUUCACCCCACAACAGCCUGCAAGCAAGGUUUCGCCUCGACAAAAUGGCCCGUGGAAUAGCGUUUUGUUGGCGCGGUUGAGGUUCAUGCCAGGUCAUUCAAAGCCUACCUUCAAGUGA